This is a messenger RNA of Juglans microcarpa x Juglans regia, 2145 nucleotides long. RefSeq names its product probable metal-nicotianamine transporter YSL7. The coding region runs from base 16 to 2145 and encodes 709 amino acids. The record is from RefSeq and is a predicted model, not a curated record. The transcript is spliced from 6 exons. NCBI's taxonomy places the organism in Eukaryota, Viridiplantae, Streptophyta, Magnoliopsida, Fagales, Juglandaceae. Gene Ontology annotation, cellular component: membrane. Gene Ontology annotation, molecular function: oligopeptide transmembrane transporter activity.
CAAUCAAGAACUGCAAUGGCUAGUAGGAACCCUAUAGGCAAUGAGAGAUCAGAAAGAAAAGAUUAUGAGUUUGAUGAAGAAGAGAAUAUGAUCAGGAAGAGAUCAGAAGUUGAUCAUGAUGGAAGAGUGGUACUGGCAGAGGAAGCAUUAAUCAACGACACGAAGGUGCCACCAUGGACGAAGCAAAUAACAAUAAGGUCAAUGGCAACAAGCUUCGCGUUGAGCGUUAUCUUUAAUGUGAUUGUGUGCAAGCUUAACCUAACAACAGGUGUGAUACCUUCGCUUAAUGUGGCGGCUGGAUUGUUGGGUUUCGCCGUGGUGAAGGCCUACACGGCCCUGAUCAGUAAAUGUGGCCUCUUGACGCAACCAUUCACUAUGCAAGAAAAUACGGUCAUCCAAACAUGCGUUGUUGCUUCCUCUGGAAUCGCGUUCAGCAGUGGAACUGCAAGUUAUGUGCUCGGUAUGAGUCCAUUUAUAGCUGCCAAUGUCGAUGGAGCGAACACACCGAGAAACGUCAAGCAUCUAUCUGUUGGUUGGAUGAUUGGGUUCCUCCUUUCUGUGAGCUUUGUUGGCUUGUUCUCUAUUGUGCCCCUAAGAAAGAUGAUGAUCCUAAAGUACAAGUUAAGCUACCCAAGUGGGAACGCCACUGCAUACCUCAUCAACAGCUUCCACACACCCAGAGGAGCCAAGCUGGCAACGAAACAGGUUGCUGUGCUGUUUAAAAGCUUCUGCUUUAGCUUUGUGUUUGCCUUUUUCCAAUGGUUUUACACUGCUGCUGAGGGAUGUGGGUUUUCAAGCUUCCCUACAUUUGGUCUCCAAGCCUAUAAACAGAGGUUCUACCUUGAUUUCUCCUCGACUUACGUGGGUGUUGGAAUGAUUUGUCCUUACAUGGUGAAUAUAUCUUUGCUUAUUGGAGCCGUAGUAUCAUGGGGGGUCAUGUGGCCAUUGAUUGAGCUUAAGAAAGGUGUUUGGUAUAGUGCUGAACUGUCCGAGAGCAAUCUCCAUGGAAUUCAAGGAUAUAGGGUUUUUAUUGCCAUUUCCAUGAUGCUGGGUGACGGUCUUUUCCACUUUGUCUACAUGCUAAUCAAAACUAUAUGCAGUCUUGCAACGCAUAAAUCUGAGAAUAAAGAAUCAUCUUCCAUUAUCCCUGAAAUUUCGGAAAAGUCACCAGAUUCUGCGAUUGCAAACUACAAUGAGCAACGACGAAUUAAAUUUUUCUUGGAAGAUCAGAUUCCCAAUCCGGUAGCCAUGCUUGGUUAUCUUAUCCUUGCAGCCAUAUCCAUUAUUGUUGUCCCAUUCAUCUUCCAUCAAUUGAAGUGGUAUCAUAUAUUGGUUGCUUAUGUCAUAGCCCCAAUUUUGGCCUUCUGCAAUGCCUAUGGCUGCGGUCUUACUGACUGGUCUCUUGCCUCCAACUAUGGCAAAGUUGCUAUCAUCAUUUUCAGUUCUUGGGUUGGCCUUGAAAAUGGAGGAGUUGUUGCUGGUCUUGCCUCUUGUGGAGUGAUGAUGAGUAUUGUUUCUACAGCUUCUGAUCUCAUGCAGGACUUUAAGACUGGAUAUCUGACUUUGGCGUCUCCUCGCUCCAUGUUCCUUAGCCAGGUUUUUGGUACAGCCAUGGGUUGCGUCAUGUCUCCUUUGGUCUUCUGGUUUUUCUACAAAGCAUAUCCUAUUGGAGACCCAGAUGGACCGUAUCCCGCACCAUACGCAGCAAUGUACCGUGGGAUUGCCCUUCUUGGAGUUGAGGGUUUGGAUUCCCUUCCCAAGAAUUGUGUCAAACUUGCUAUCACAUUCUUCUUUGCUGCUAUGGCACUAAAUAUACUUGGUGAGCUGCUGAAGCAUUGUGAAAAGAAGUAUAAGAUAUAUAGGUUUGUUCCAAGCCCAAUGUGCAUGGCCAUCCCAUUCUAUCUUGGUGGUUACUUCGCCAUUGACAUGGGUCUUGGGAGCUUGAUUCUUUUCUUGUGGGAGCAGAAGAACAAGCAAAAGGCCAAAGACUUUGGCCCUGCUGUGGCAUCUGGCCUCAUAUGUGGUGAUUCUUUGUGGGGAAUUCCAGCCGCUAUACUUGCUCUUGCUGGUGUUGAAGCUCCUCUUUGUAUGAAGUUCUUGUCUGCCGCUGUCAAUAAAAAGGUUGAUGCCUUUCUGGGUAACUAA